This is a messenger RNA of Angiostrongylus costaricensis, 222 nucleotides long. The record is from the annotation of a GenBank genome assembly. Lineage: Eukaryota; Metazoa; Nematoda; Chromadorea; Rhabditida; Metastrongylidae.
AUGUUGGGUGUACGUCGACCAACUUUAGUCCGUCAGAUGGCGUUUCGACAAGACUCCAAGGAUGCGGAUCUGACCGUAUUACACGGUCACCUUGCACCACCUACAGUGCCUCCAGAUAGUCCACGACCACAAAAGGACACCAAGAGUGACGUUCUCACAAUUUUCAUCAAUUUUGCACUAGUCCUUUCUUUGAUUCAGUUUUUAAUAGCUAUUCGGUCGUAG